UGUGUGUGUGUGUGUGUGUGUGUGUGUGUGUGUGUGUGUGUGUGUGUGUGUGUGAACUGCUCGCAUGUGUGUGUUAAGAGGAGUUUUGUGUGUUUUCCUGAGUGGAGCUGAAGUGCAGCCGUUGAUCAGUGGAUCUGACUGCAGACGGGGAAUACUCUGCGUUUUAACCCACCAGCUGCUUUCUGGGCCAGACUGGGACUCUACCGCUGCUCUCUUUCUGCCCUCCAGGCACCGUUCCCAUACUGGAAUUACAGCUUUAGCAAUUUUUUUCCACCAAUUCCUAAAAAAAUAAGAGGACCUUUUACAAGAACUUCUACCUGCUUCAGACCAGUUUCUGGACUCUCAGGUUUUUACACUUCACCUGAUUCUGGAAACUUCCUCAGUGAACAUGCUAAAGCUUGAGAAUGGGUGUUUUGGAGGCAAAUAAGAAGAUCUGAGUGAGAGUCUGUGGAUGAGUCUGGACUGAGUUUAACCAGGAAGGUUUGCCUCUUUCUGUUUCUUCUGCACUGCGAUGGAAAAAAACUGAGAAGUUGAGUGAAAUGGCAGCGUAACAAUGGAAACCGUCAGCAGUGUCAGAAGCUCGCCGGGCUCAGGUGGAUGCUGAUCCCGACCUGGAAUGUUCUAAACUCUUGUGGAAUUUGGUUCCCCUGGAAACGGACAGACAGGUGUCCGUGUGCGACGUUUUCUGGCCCGUCUCUGAUGUGAGAGGUGAACUUGGUCGUCCUUCAGCGGAGCAGGAUAAAGAUCAUUACUGGAGCCUUUAGAGGAAGACCGGACAUGAACUAGGAGCUCUGUUAGAAAUAUAUAAAGCGUAUGUGAAUAAACUGCUCAAUAACACCAGCGUUGGGCAUUAAAAAAGACAAACAAGUCACUGAUUUCUGAACUAGAAGGAGUUUCCUGUGAGCGUUCCACGAUGAUGACCAUGAUGAUGAUGAUGGUGGCCAUGAUGGUCACCUGCAGCUCUCUCUUCCUGCUGGGUUUGGCGGCUGCUCACGCCUCCUCCAGCACCGUGACCCGAACCUCCUCCUCAUCUUCAUCCUCCUCCUCUUCCUCCACCUCCUCCUCAUCCUCCUCACCACGCAUGAAGCUUUCAUACAAAGAGCUGCAGCAGUUCCACGGUGUCCGGCGGUUCGAGCUGGAGCGUUCCUGCUGCUUCAGCGCUCUGCUGCUGGACGAGGAGAGAGGUCGACUCUUCGUAGGCGCCAAGAACUUCCUGCUGUCGCUCUCUUUGGACAACAUCGCCAAGCAGGAACACAAGAUCUACUGGCCGGCCCCCGUUGACUGGAGGGAGGAGUGUAACUGGGCUGGAAAGGACAUCACUUCCGACUGUGUGAACUAUGUGAAGAUCGUGCACCACUAUAACCGAACCCAUUUAUACGCCUGUGGAACCGGAGCCUUCCACCCAACCUGUGCCUUUGUGGAGGUGGGCCACCGGAUGGAGGACCAUGUGUUCAGGAUCGACCCCUCUAAGGUGGAGGACGGGAAAGGGAAGAGUCCGUACGAUCCCCGACAUAACGCUGCAUCUGUGCUUGUCGGUGAUGAGCUCUACGCCGGCGUGGCCACAGACUUAAUGGGACGAGACUUCACCAUCUUCAGGAGUCUGGGAAAACGUCCCUCCAUCCGGACGGAACAGCACGACUCCCGCUGGCUCAACGAACCGAAGUUUGUUGGUUCCUUCUGGGUUCCUGAGAGCGAGAACCCCGAUGACGACAAGGUGUUCUUCUUCUUCCGGGAGACGGCGGUGGAGGCUCAGGGCUUGGGGAAGUCCACCUACUCCCGGAUCGGACAGCUGUGCCGGAAUGACAUGGGUGGUCAGAGAAGUCUGGUGAACAAGUGGACAACGUUCCUGAAAACCCGUCUGAUCUGCUCGGUGCCGGGAGCCGACGGCAGCGACACCUACUUCGACGAGCUGCGAGACGUCUUCCUGCUGCAGACCCGAGACAGGAAGAACCCUCUGGUCUACACCGUCUUCUCCACCUCCAGCAGUGUGUUUAAAGGCUCGGCCGUGUGUCUCUACUCCAUGAACGACAUCCGGAGGGCCUUCCUGGGGCCCUUCGCUCACAAAGAGGGACCCAACUACCAGUGGGUCCCCUUCCAGGGAAAGGUUCCAUAUCCCCGUCCAGGAAUGUGUCCCAGCAAGACGUUCGGCAGCUUCGAGUCCACCAAGGGUUUCCCAGACGACGUGAUCCAGUUCGCCCGCCACCACCCUCUGAUGUACAACCCGGUCUACCCGAUGAGCCGCAGACCCGUCUUCGUCAGAACCAACGUGGACUACAGCUUCACCCAGAUCGCUGUGGACAGAGUGAGCGCUGCCGACGGACAGUACGACGUCAUGUUCAUCGGCACAGACAAAGGGACAGUUCUGAAGGUGAUCAACGUCCCCAGAGAGAGCUGGAACAACAUGGAGGAACUUCUACUGGAGGAGCUGGAGGUCUUCAAAGAUGCCUCAUCCAUCAUCAACAUGCAGAUCUCCUCAAAACGGCAACAGCUGUACGUGGGCUCCGACCACGGCCUCGCCCAGGUCCCCCUCCACCGCUGCAGCGUCUACGGCAAAGCCUGCGCCGAGUGCUGCCUGGCCAGAGACCCGUACUGCGCCUGGGACGGGACGUCCUGCACCCGCUACCUGCCCAACACAAAGAGACGUUUCCGUCGCCAGGAUGUCAGGAACGGAGACCCCAACACCCUUUGCUCCGGAGACCACCACAAGCACCGCGUUGCAGAGAGGAAGCUCUACGGAGUCGAGGGAAGCAGCACUUUCUUGGAGUGUAUUCCCAAAUCCCUCCAGGCCAGAGUCACCUGGACCUUCCAGAAACAUCCGCAGAACCCACGAGAAGAGGUUCGUCUAGACGACCGCAUCCUCCAGACGGACCGAGGUCUUCUGAUUCGUCGAGUCCUGAAGAGGGAUGUGGGCGUCUACCAGUGCCACGCCAUGGAGCAUGGCUUCACCCAGACCUUACUGGGCAUCACCCUGGAGGUUGUACCUUCAACGUCAUCCUCCGUCUCCAACCUGCCCUCCGAUGCCUCCGUCCGAUUAGACCCCCGCAGCGGAAGCGGCCCCCCGACGACCAGUCAGAAGCUCUGGUACCGGGACUUCAUGCAGCUGGUGGACCACCCCAACCUCAGCACGGUCGACCAGAUUUGUGAGCAGGUUUGGGCACGCAAGAACGCCGGCGGCGACCAGGGGGAUAAGAGUUUUCCUGCCGCGGGAAAGGACAUCCCGCCUCUGGGUCCCGCCGUCCGCCCGGCCAACAAGAAGUGGAAACACCUCCAGGAGAUCAGGAAAGGGAGAAACCGCCGGACCCACGACGGGAAACCGAACCCUCGGGCACCUCGCAGUGCAGGAGAGUAACGACGAGGAGGAAGAACGACGUAGAGGGAGACCAGAAAGACUGAUCCAAGAAAAAGAAAGGAGGGUGGAAAGAAACUGAGACCAAGAACUCCUGGAGGUGUUCAUGCAUACAGAAACACACACAUGAAACACACACUCACAACACCUCCUCUAUUGUGUAUAUUAUCUAUGGAUGCCCACUCUAUAUGGAACCCAGCCCCGACCCUCCGGCCAGCCCUGCAUGUGCUGCCGAAAGUCGAAUCUGCACGAUCCCUUUACACCGUUCCUCUAGAAUAGUCGAGCGUACCAGCAGACACGUGGAGAAAACCCGCCUUUAUGUGUCGGGAAAUAACCCACCUGACAUUCCCUUUAACACUGACCGGAUAUGGAAUACGACCACAUCUUUACCUGGUGGAUCUCAGUAUGCUCACUAACUCUCUCCACUCAGAUACAGUUUAGGAUGAACUCUACUUCUCACUUUUCUUUCCUGGUGGUUUUGAAAAACGAUGGAUUUGGUGGGAAGAAAGCGGAGUGACACGACAACUGGAAUAAAGAAAAAGCUACUGGAAACACGAUUUAAAUGCACAAGCAUGCAGACAGAAGCUUUUAAUCGACCCUGUGGUGCUUUUAGUGCACAUAUUUCCACUAUCUUCACUUUUCACAGGUUUUGUGGGCAUAUCAGGCAGCAGAUAGAGACGUCAGCAGCUUUGGACGGCCUGUGGAGGCAAUCAGCAUGUCGCACAACUGGUUUUAUUAUAUUGUAAGUUUCCUUCGGCACAUCGAGGCAUGUCACAGCAACAUAAACCACACACAGUACAAAACAAUGCUGGUGGCCAGAUAGGAUUCUGCUGGUUCACUGGUCCAAACCACUAAGAGGAAGAUGAGAUGUUUACAGAACUCGUGUACAAAAAAAAAUGCAUCCCAGAAAGCAACUACAAGCCUGAAUGAUGAGGCAUCUUUUACAAAAACAAAUAAUCUCAGAAGAAUCAUCCAAAACCUCACCCUAAAAGUUGCUUUAGAUUUUCCGUGUACAAUGUUUUGUGCGUUAACUUUAACCCUCCUGCCGUCUUCAUUUACCAAAAAAUGCUGUUUCCUUGUCUGAAAUAAAUCCAAAAAUUCAGCAAAAAAUUCCCCAAAUUUCAGAAAAUUUGCAAAACCUUCAAGAAGAAAAUUCCAAUAAUUCUUUAAAAGUUUCCCUUAAAAGUUUUAUUUAAAAACAAAAAUCUCCCAAACAAAAAAUUCUAAAAAUAUCUAAAGUGAUUCCAUUAUAUAUCAGUGAAUCUUCUAAUGUUUCACUGGAUUUUGGUUGAUUUUUUUUGUGAAUAUUCUUAAAGAAACAUUUUCUUUCCAACAAAAAAAUUUCAGAAAUUUCCCAAAAAUGUUGUCAGAAGUUUGACUGUGAAAAUAGAUUUUUUUCCCACAUUUUCAAACUUUAAAUUUGCAAAACCUUCAGGAAGAAAAUUCCAAUAAUACCUUAAAAGUUUUAUUUAAAAAAAAAAAUAAUUCUCUGAAUUUAUUUGAAUUCUUGUAAAUAUUUUCAAAAAAUGAGUAAAAAUCUUCCCCCAAAAAAUCCUUAAAAAAAUCUUAAAAAUUUCCCGAACAUUUUCAACAUUUUGGGGAAAUUUUUGAACAUUUUUUUUGUUAAAAAACAAACAAAAAAAAGUUUUAAAAAAAGUUUCUUUAAGAACAUUCACACAAAAAAAAUCGCUGGAUUUUGGUUGGUUUUUUUGUGAAUGUUCUUAAAGAAAAUAUUAGAAGUUUUACUGAUAUAUAUGGAAUCACUAGAUAUUUUUAGGAUUUUUUUGGAAGAUUUUUACUCAUUUUUUGAGAAUAUUUAAAGAGAAUUUUUUGCCAAAAUUGGGGGAUUUUUUAAAAUAAAACUUUUAAGGGAAACUUUUAAGGAAUUAUUGGAAUUUUCUUCCUGCAGGUUUUGUGAAUUUAAAGUUUGAAAAUGUGGACAUCAGAAGUUUCACUGUUAAAAUAUAUAUUUUUUCCACAUUUUCACACUAAAACGGGUCAGGAAAAAUCCCGAACACAGUGGUUUCUGGGUGAGAAGCAGGAAUAAUGACAUGUUCCUGGGCUACAGAUCGGUUUAUAUAUUAGCAUGAUAUUUAUGAGUGAAACUAUGAGUUUAUUGUUUUUUCUAUUCUAAGCGGUACUUCCUUUCUUUUACACUGUUCCUGCAGAUGUCGUUUGUGAUAAUUUGAUAUGCAGAUAAACGAGCAGAUUCCUCACUCGCUGCAGAAAGCUGCUCCUCUGCGUUACCCACAAUGCAUUUCCACUGUUUGCAAAAAAAAAAAAGAAGAGAUAAACCCACCAGACACUGUUUUAAUCACUUCUGCAGUCACUGAUAUCAACUCCUGCUGCUUAACGAUGUCUCUAUGUAAUGGACUAUAAGGUCUUCCUUCUCCAGGUCUUAGUCUGGAUCUUUCUCUGUAUUAUCUGUAGACUUGUUUGUUGGUGUCUGGUGCUAUCAUGGUGUGUGUAGCCUGCCCCCUAGUGUCCGUUGUGUGUACAGAACCCAAACUGUGGUAUGAUACUUUAAUAUAUCCACAUGGAAGAUAGCAAACUGGCCUUGUAAGAUAGAAAAAUGUUGAUUUUGCAAUCAUGAGAUAUGAUUUUUAUGAUGAGCUUCUGGUCUGGUUUGUGUUGCAGCAGAAACUAGACCUGUGAGUGGAUUUUAGAUGUAUGGAAUCAUUGUCGUUGUUAUUUAUAUACCUUCUUUAUAGAGAUGUAAUUAACUGUUUAAACUGAACUGAACUGACUGAUGCCUGUAGAAGGGACACUGCAUUUUGACGCCACGUCCAGGAAAACGAUCCAAAUCUGAACUGAUUUUAGCUGCAGCGGGGCGAUGGGUAAGUUCUGGACUCCUGAGCCGAAGGUCAGAGGUUCAAACCCCCAUGCGGCCGCUCUCGGGCUUUUGGCAAGGCGAUUAACCCUUCUUGCUCCAGGGAUGCCGCAUCAUUGUUGAUCCAAUUGGGAUAUGCGAAAAACAGACUCUCCCUCUGGGGGCUAAUGAAAAAGUAGGAUGCACAUAUGCACCGAUUCCUGCACGUAAACAAGAGCUAGUCGAGUUUAGACGUUGACUUUCAUUCCACGAAAUGAAAGUUUUCUUCUUGGUAGUGACGUCAAACUGUGAGCGUCCCUUUUAAGCCGGCUGCUGUUUUGUGCUUGAAGUUGUAUGACCCUAUGUUAGUGGCUAACGGCUAACGCGUUCGACAGUGGAGUGGUGGAGUGAGAGAAAGAAAGAAAGAAAGAAAGAAAGCACAAUGUUGAAUAUUAUUAUUAUUAUUAUUAUUCCUAUGUAUUUAUGUGCAAAGAUAAGCUGAUAUGUUGUGGUGGAUUUUUAUUUUUCUUAUAAAUGUAGCUUUGUAUCAUUCAUGUUCUGCUGAAAAAGGACUCAUCCUCCAUGUUUUUUUGUACAACGGUGAAACUCUUCCAGUCAGAGUGUUCGUUGUUGAACGGUCUCCAGUUGUUGUAUCCCAGCCAUGUGACGCACCCGCUCAGUGGGAGAGGCUGUGUGUGUGCGUGUGUGUGUGUGAGUGAGUGUGAGAGGUGUGUGUGUGUGUGUGUGCGUGUGAGUGUGUGAGUGUGUGAGUGUGUGAGAGGUGUGGGUUUGGGGGAAAGCAGAGCUGUGUAUUUAGCGGUACAGGUGGUGUGUAGAGCAGGUGGACGGCCAGCGUCAGCACUGGAAUCCUCCCAGCUCUUUGUGAAACGUCAUGUCAGAUUGUUUUUGAUUAACACAAUAAAAAUAUGCAGUUACUUCAUGA
Amphiprion ocellaris (clown anemonefish) is the source of this 7098-nucleotide messenger RNA. It is a transcript of the gene sema3b, whose product is annotated as sema domain, immunoglobulin domain (Ig), short basic domain, secreted, (semaphorin) 3B. NCBI's taxonomy places the organism in Eukaryota, Metazoa, Chordata, Actinopteri, Pomacentridae. Gene Ontology annotation, molecular function: semaphorin receptor binding; chemorepellent activity. The coding region runs from base 914 to 3349 and encodes 811 amino acids. Gene Ontology annotation, biological process: semaphorin-plexin signaling pathway; neural crest cell migration; negative chemotaxis. The record is from RefSeq and is a predicted model, not a curated record. The transcript has 18 exons.